This is a messenger RNA of Linum tenue, 3318 nucleotides long. The record is from the annotation of a GenBank genome assembly. NCBI's taxonomy places the organism in Eukaryota, Viridiplantae, Streptophyta, Magnoliopsida, Malpighiales, Linaceae.
CCUCCUUCCUCCUAUACAUUGUUUUUGUGUGUUUCUUCUCUUCUCUGGGUGCCUUCUCUGUUUCUUCAUUUUGUUCUUCUGCUCUAUCCUCCCUCCGCUUUCCCUUUCACCUACUACCUUCCAUUCUUUGUCCCUUAUCUCUUCCCCCUUCUGACUCCUCGCCCAAAAUCUUCCGGCGGAAGGAGGGGUUGGUGUGUGAUUUGUUUCUGGGUACACGGACAGAGGAGCCGAAGAAGAGGAAGAUGACGGGAAGCCAUUCCUUAUCCUGAUGAAACGUAUCUGAAUUCCAUCACCAGCUGUUUUGUUUAUGGUUACAAUGAUGAGAUAUCAGAGAGUAAGCCCAGAUUGUCUCCCUUUACCUAACGGCAAGAAGCCCACCAGCACCGUCGGCACGAGCGGCGACAACGGCCGGUCAAUCCCAAACGGAGUCAGUUCAUCCUCCGCAGGUUACGAAAUCAAAGGGUUCAGAUACAGAUCGCCGUCCAGAACGCAGGAUUUUCACCACCACAGCAGCAGCAGCAAUGGCGGCGUCGGAGUCGGGAGCCCGUCGCGCUCCGACAACGGGCCGAAUCAGAGCCACAAACGAGAGGCGAGCCCACCCAGCCGGGGCGGGAGCGGCGAUAUGUUGCUGCAAUGGGGUCAGAAGAAGAGGGCGAGGGUAUCCCGGUCGGAGAUCCGGGCUCUAACCGAUGAGUCCUCAUCUUCCGGUCAAGCCAGGCAGCAACAAGCCGUCGCCAAUAAGGUCCCCAGGAGACUAGACGAAAGCAAGCUGCCGGGGCCGUCUAUGCCUCCGCCGCCGCCGCAGGCGGCACAACAUCCACCGCAAACUACCAACGGCAGAGGAGGCAACCUGAGGAAAGAAACCGCCGCUCUCCUCACGCAUAGGAAUUUGGAAAAGCGAUCUGCUGGGAAUGGGUCCCCGUCUCGGCCUAGUACUGGUGGUGGAGGAAGUGGCGGUGGAAGUCGGGUGGUUUCUAGAUCUACUACGGCGGGGAAGAGAUCUCCUCCGACUCCAGACAAAGUUGAUAAAAAGGCUCAGCACCAACAGCAGCAGCCCACCUCUCGGUCUAGCAGGGACGAGAAAUUGAAUGGAUCAGCAGGUGCUUUGCUGCAUCAGAACCACCACCAAGCUGCAGCUACUGCUGAUCAUCAUCACCAUCACGGGCACGGCCGCCACACAGAGUCAACUUCAGGCCAAAUGGACCAUGGUGGUGCAGCUGCGGUUCAUAAUAACACAGCUGCAGCUCCGGUUGCGGUGCCAGAAGUGGUGGAGUGGCCGAGGAUUUUCCUCUCGCUGUCGAGGAAGGAAAAGGAGGAUGAUUUCCUGGUAAUGAAAGGCACGAAGCUUCCUCAACGGCCCAAGAAGAGGGCCAAAAAUGUUGAUAGAGGCCUUCAGUAUUGCUUUCCAGGGAUGUGGCUGUCUGAUUUGACGAAGAGUAGGUAUGAAGUAAGAGAGAAGAAGAGUGUGAAGAAGGUAAAUGCUUGAAUCUCUCUCUCAUCUAUCAUGUUGGUGCUGAAAUUAUUAAAUACAGAAAAGGAGGGCAAUGGAAAUGGAGGGAAUCAAUAAGCACCCACUUAGAAUUGUUGGCUAUGAAUGAGAUUAGAUUAGAUUGGAUUAGAUGAGCCUUUGGAUAGAUAGAUAGAUAGAUAGAUAGAUAGAUAGAUCUGUGCCCCCUCCCUUCCGCUGUGUCUUGUAGUUGGGACUUGGUAUGAGAGAACAAGAUCCAGAUAUCCAGGCAGCUAAAGAACGUAGCUUGUUUUGCCUUUUUGGCUACAUCAAGAGCGUAACCUAGGGGAUUGGGAGGAAACUUCAAACCAACCAUUCAAUUCAAUGGGCUGCAAAUUCAUGUGCAUCCCUUUCCUUUAGAGUGGAAAAAAAGAAGAGAUAGGAAUGAUAGUAGGGGCGGUGGAAGGGGACAGAUCUGAUAAUGUGUGGUAGGCGAGGUGGACACGGAUGCCAAUCCAUCCCCCUUCUCUUCUUAGAUCUGGUCUUUCUGUUAAUAGAGUUUUAGUAACGUCAUCAACCAGUUCUAUCUCUCUAAAACUUGUCUAAUAAAGCGAUAUACUUUAAUAUAAUUAAGCAGCCAGGGGGAGUGGGUCAGGUCAAUCUAUAAUUUCUGUAUGCUGUAUUGGAUGGGGGAUUAUUAUCAAUAUAAAAAUAGCAUGUAGAUACAAGUGGUGGUAUUGCAGAAUUAUUGGUGUGGGUCUAAUAUCUCUCAAUUUGUGUUGUGGUUGUGGGGGAAAAGCAGCAGCAGAAACGGAGAGGAUUGAAGGGGAUGGAGAGCAUGGACAGUGAAUCAGAGUGAUGAAUGAAGACAAGGCAGAAAGGAAGAAGAAGCCCAGUUGCUGCUGCCGUUGCCGAAGAGCCGCCGCCGUGUUUUUUUAUUUUAUGGGGGUGAAAAGAAAAGAGUGGGUCAAUCAAAUGAAUAAUUGCUUUCUUGGGGGUGGGGUUGUUUCUUAUGGUUCUCUCCGCCAUUAGAGGAAGAAGAGAGGAGAAGGAGCCCCUCUUUCUCUCUCUCUCUCUCUCUCUCUCUCCAGCCGAGCCGACGGCCUCAGUCGGUCCCCUCCUGCAUCGCUUCCUCUGCUCCUUCCCACAAAACCCUUCUUACUUGCUCGGGUACAUAUAUAUUUACAUCAAUGGCGACUCCUCGUUUGGCUGGGUGGGCGAGGAAAGGGUAGAGGGAAAUGCCAGUGCCGACAUAACCCACUCUUUUCAUGGAAAACUUCACCUGCCCGCCCCCAACUGCACUUGUGCUUUUGUCCGCCCAUUUUCGAAUUUGCCUAUCCAACAAAGACAUUUAUGUCGAAUUAUCUGGAUCGACGUCUCGUGUCUGUCUUGGUGACUUCCAUGAUCAGAUUGGGCUGUCAUGGAGUGCAGCCAUGGAGGGAGGGAUUAGGUUUCAUAUUGUUGUUAUUUAAUAUACGCAAUGCAACGAAGAAAAAGAGAUGAGAGUUGGGUUGGGUUUGGUUGGGUAUGGCCAGCGUGAAUCCACUCAGGCUGGCCAGUGAGUGGGUAGGAUUUUGCCCUUUGUUUUGCGGAUUUUUCUUUGUUCACUUUCCCUUUAUCCUCUUUUCCGGUGAUUUGGUUCUUUCUGUGGGUGGGUUUAAGAUGGAUUCUUUUGUUCAUACUCUCGUUGUACAAAACCCUGCCUCUUGCUGUCCGUUGGUUCACUUGGUUGUUAAAUCUUGGAAGCAAGCUGCCUUGAAUCUCGAUUAGAUUAAUUAAAGCACAGGGGAGCCAGUGACAAAGAUUGCUGUGUUGUAUUUGUAUCCCGGUUGAACCACAGCCAUUAAAUUCUUAAUCGUAAGCUGAGCUGC